Cheilinus undulatus (humphead wrasse) is the source of this 864-nucleotide messenger RNA. It is a transcript of the gene rpain, whose product is annotated as RPA interacting protein. Lineage: Eukaryota; Metazoa; Chordata; Actinopteri; Labriformes; Labridae. The transcript is spliced from 7 exons. Gene Ontology annotation, cellular component: PML body; nucleus. The record is from RefSeq and is a predicted model, not a curated record. The coding region runs from base 121 to 786 and encodes 221 amino acids. Gene Ontology annotation, biological process: protein import into nucleus.
UUCCGGGUGAAAAUGGUUGCCGGCAAAAUGUUUUGUUUUAGAAGUCCCACUUCGGAUUAGGUUGUUUAUUUGAACAAGACAGCAUAUUUACACUACUUUUAACUCUCCGUCAGCCUACAGAUGGAUGCCUUACACAGACACCGUUCACUUUACAAAGGAAGGACUCCGCCAUGGAAAGAAACGUAUCGCAAACGAUGUGUGGACAGACUGAAGAACUGCCGGUCGAAAUUGCUGGAGAGAUAUCGGCAAAUGGGAGAGAGCCCGCAACGCUGCGGCUCCGGGGCCUCCAUCAUCGUCCAGGAGGUUAUGGAGGAGGAAUGGAGCGCCCUGCAGUCAGAGGAGUCUGUCCUCCCUGUAGCAGAGAUGUUCAGUGUCAUGGAGGAUUAUGAUGAGUUGGCAAUAUUUGAAGAGAUCCAACAGGAGCUCUUGUCUCACGAAAUGUCCAUCAUUGAAGAGUAUGAGAGAGACCUUCAGUUUGAGCAGGAGUGUAUAUCCUCCAUGGUGGAGGGGAUGGAGGAGAUGAAUAUUAUUUGUCCUAUAUGCCAAAUGAAAAACUUGAACAUCAACAGCUAUUUCAUCUCCUGCCCCUGUGGACUUUACAUUAACACUAAGAACCGUAACAUCACCCCAGAUGUCCUGCGGCAUCAUCUAGAGUCCAGGAUGUCGGAGCACAUGGAAGACUGUCUUCACAACCCUGUUUUCUCUGUUGCUCCCAACACAGACAGCUGCUCUCCCAUUCUGAUGAUAAGCUGCAAGGUUUGUGAUUACCUGUCCAUUGUCUUGUGAAAGAAGACACUCCCAGGAAUUUCCUAAUUCAAGAGAUACUAAGAUUUUAUGGUUCGUGAAAUAAAGGCUAUUUUUGUA